GGUAAAUACCCGGAAGUAGUACCCGGCGUUGCCAUGGCAGUGUAGCGGCGCCGGAAGGGGCGUGGCGGUGGUGCUGACGCUCAGUCCCGGGAUGUUCUAGCAGGAGCCUCUCAUCAUCAUGUCAGCGCUGGGGCUGCAGGAACACUUCCGCGCUAACUGCAAGACGCGGGAGUUCCCAGCGCACCUGGCUAAGGUGCACUCGGUGGCCUGGAGCUGUGACGGGCGCCGCCUGGCAUCCGGCUCUUUCGAUAAGAGCGCCUGCGUAUUCGUGCUGGAGAAAGACCGCCUGGUAAAAGAAAGUAAUUAUCGUGGGCAUGGGGAUAGUGUUGACCAACUCUGCUGGCAUCCCUCAAAUCCAGAUCUCUUUGUCACUGCAUCAGGAGACAAGACAAUCCGCAUUUGGGAUGUUAGGACUGAAAGGAGUCUUACUACUGUUACCACAAAGGGUGAAAAUAUAAAUAUCUGCUGGAGUCCAGAUGGUCAGACCAUUGCAGUAGGAAAUAAGGACGAUGUAGUCACCUUCAUAGACGUCAAAACUCAUCGCCCCAAAGCAGAAGAGCAGUUCAAGUUUGAAGUGAAUGAAAUAUCCUGGAACAAUGAUAACAAUCUGUUUUUCCUCACCAAUGGGAAUGGCUGCAUCAACAUUCUGAGCUAUCCGGAGCUGAAGCCAAUUCAGUCCAUCAAUGCGCACCCUUCAAAUUGCAUUUGCAUAAAAUUUGACCCUACCGGGAAGUAUUUUGCUACAGGCAGCGCUGAUGCACUAGUCAGUCUCUGGGAUAUAGAGGAGCUGGUGUGUGUACGUUGCUUCUCACGGCUGGACUGGCCUGUGAGAACCCUAAGCUUCAGCUAUGAUGGGAAAAUGCUAGCGUCUGCAUCUGAGGAUCAUUUUAUUGACAUUGCACACGUUGAAACAGGAGAGAAGUUGUGUGAAGUUCAGUGUGAGUCCCCCACUUUCACCGUGGCCUGGCACCCUAAGAGAUACCUUCUGGCCUUUGCUUGCGAUGAUAAGGAUGGGAAAUACGACAGUAGCCGUGAAGCCGGCACUGUCAAAUUAUUUGGUCUUCCUAAUGACCCUUGAAGGACAUUAUCUUAUGAAAUAAGUUCCAGAAAAGAUGUUAGAAAGUCUUGAACUAGUGAAUGGCAACAUCUCCAGCAUGGCAUAACUGAAUAAAUGCCAGCCUUUCAGUGAUGUGCUUUUCUUUAUAUGGUUGGCUGUGGAAGUCCAGUUGAUAUUAAUGCAUUACUGAUGAAAGUGUUUUGUAUGAAAAGUAAAAAACAAAAAAAAAUUAAUUACAUUUGGAUUAAAAUAUGCUUUAUUGUA
Pseudophryne corroboree (corroboree frog) is the source of this 1321-nucleotide messenger RNA. RefSeq names its product THO complex subunit 3 (gene THOC3). NCBI's taxonomy places the organism in Eukaryota, Metazoa, Chordata, Amphibia, Anura, Myobatrachidae. The transcript is spliced from 6 exons. Gene Ontology annotation, molecular function: protein binding. The record is from RefSeq and is a predicted model, not a curated record. Gene Ontology annotation, biological process: mRNA export from nucleus. Gene Ontology annotation, cellular component: THO complex part of transcription export complex. The coding region runs from base 119 to 1078 and encodes 319 amino acids.